Molecule: messenger RNA, 1218 nt
Organism: Arachis duranensis
Lineage: Eukaryota; Viridiplantae; Streptophyta; Magnoliopsida; Fabales; Fabaceae
Product: putative FBD-associated F-box protein At5g56820
Exons: 3
Coding region: 1-1218 (405 amino acids)
Molecular function (GO): protein binding
Source: RefSeq, a predicted model, not a curated record
AUGGACAUGGAUAGGAUCAGUUUGUUACCGAACUCUAUCCUUUGCGACAUUCUCUCGUAUCUUCCAACAAAACAAGCUGUAUCCACCAGCAUCAUCUCUCACAGGUGGCGCCAUGUUUGGAAGGAUCUUCAAGUCCUUGACAUACAGUAUAUACCCUUUUUGUCUCAUCGAGAAGACCGAUUUGACUCAUGUGUGAAUGCUAUUCUAUCUCUGCGCAAUGCAGAUUACCCCAUCCAAAAGUUUCGCCUCACUUCCUAUAAAAAUUCAGAGGAUAUCAUCUUAUCAUGGCUUGAUGAGGAUCUCAUCUUACCAGGGCUCGAUGCCGUCAUUGUUCCCCAUCUCCACGAACUCUAUCUCUGCAUUGAUUUAAGGAGGAAAAUCAAGUUGCCUGAAUCCAUAUUCACUUGUGUAUCACUCAAGUCCCUUGUUUUGAACCGUAAUAUUUAUUUGAAUUGUUAUCCAGAGUUUCCAAAUGUUUAUCUGCCAUCUCUCAAGAACCUAGAGUUGGAUUUCCUCUCUGUGAACCCCAGCAAGCUUUUAUCCGGCAGCCCUGUUCUUGAAAUUCUUAAGCUCACUCUACAUAACACGACCCGAGAAGGUUUUCAUGUUCAUGAACCUACAAUCCAGAUGCCUCGCACAUUGAAAAGUUUAACCUUUGAAGAUUGCACUAGCUUGAUGGAAAAGAUCGACGUUCGGGAAAUAUACACUCCAUUUCUUGAAUACCUGCAUAUGAGAACAGAGGCCUCGGGAAAUAUACACUCCCAUUUCUUGAAAUAUGAAACAACACAGUGCUUAUUUAGUGCUCCGGCCUUCGAGUUUCCAGAGUUUCUCCGUUUGCUUAAGCUAGAGGUUGAUCUUCCAUGUUUCAACACAAACUUCUUGCUAAACUUCCUUCAUAAUUGUCAUGUACUUGAAGCUCUCGGAUAUUAUUUUCACCCGGUGAAGUAUAAUGGGCCAACACCACCACCAACCACGGUUCCCAAUUGUGUGACAUCAUGUCUCAAGAGUUUUGAGUUUAGAAAAUAUCAAGACACUGCAGAUGAGCAUGAGUUUACUGCAUAUCUUUUACAAAAAGGACUUGUUUUGAAGACAGUGACAAUUCAUCUUAAAUAUAAUUUGGACCAAGAGACAAAGUGUAAUAUUGUGAGGGGAUUAUCUGCUAUACAGAAGGGCUCUACAAUAUGUCAGCUAACUUUCAUUAAUGAAAAUCCUAUUUAA